Gregarina niphandrodes is the source of this 1497-nucleotide messenger RNA. Its product is annotated as putative transmembrane protein. NCBI's taxonomy places the organism in Eukaryota, Apicomplexa, Conoidasida, Eugregarinorida, Gregarinidae. The transcript has 2 exons. The record is from RefSeq and is a predicted model, not a curated record. The coding region runs from base 1 to 1497 and encodes 498 amino acids.
AUGGAGUGCUUCGGUGUCUGUGUCCGUGUCGUCAAGUCACCAAAGCUUCCUGUUCGAGUCAACAGUGGCUGCAAUCGCCACAAGACUUUAUAUUUCGUCGCCGGGGACUGGCUGUACCGCAUAGGCGGUUGCGACCGACAGGCGUUCCACUGCUACACAGAUCUGUUCCGAACUGACCUUCGAAAGUUGGUUGAGGAAUCGACGACCACUACAGAAGAGAAGUCCUCUGUAGCGGGGUUGACACCGUCUGCAGACACUCUGCCCACAGUAGACUGGGUUCUGGUGAAGGAAGACCUGACUGUGGGUCUAUACCACUACGGAGGGAACGCAGUGCGGUUGAGUCGUGAUAGUGUGCUAGUGAUAGGCUCUCCGAUCGCAAAUCACGAGCCUCUCGCCUACGUGAUCAGGCUGGAUUCGGUUACCGGGUGCCAGAACAUAAAGACGGCGACCGCCGCGGCGGACGAUGGCAAGCCUACUGUGUGUACGCCGUGUGCCGACAGUACACGCUUGGGUUACGAUUGCGAGUUGUCUGAGCUGCGUGUCGCGUACGACGGCGUGUGCAACCAUCACGGAGACCUGGACCCGCUACACCGCUGCGUGUGUUUCAAAGGCUUCUACGGCGCCCACUGCCAACUGGGCGCCGCCGACUGCGACUGUCACGGCCGCGGCUCUUGCGACGCCAAGUCCACUUGCCGCUGCGAUGCCGGGUGGACCGGAGAGUCCUGCCAAAUCCCUCUGACCUGUCCUCGAAACUGCUGUAACCGCGGCGUCUGCCAAGACUCGAUCUGCCACUGCCAAGACCCCUACGUCUCCAGCUCUUGUCUCCUAACUCAAGACGACAUCGUGGCCUUCAGACGCGAUCGGCUACAAAUCAUCGACGACGUCCAGUCCUAUCUAAACGCGCUCACCUCAAGUGCUCUCAAUUCGACGACCCGCUCCACCAGUGCCGGUGAACCCUCUUCGGACGAAGCAUUUCGGAAACUGCUCCUGGAGGCGAAGGCAGUGGCCGAAACAUCCAUCAGCAACCCCGACCACGUGGAAAACUAUUUUGUUACGGACGCGUCGUGCUCGUUCGCCACACCUCAGGCCGUUGACGUGCCCGCACAACAGUAUUCGCAAACCGCCACUGCUCUCAAUCUCGUACAGCCUCUGGGAGGCCUCAUUGCCUCGGGACAGACCGCAUCCCAGCAGCUGGGCUACGAUGUAUACGCAGCUAUGCUCGCACACCAAGAGACCCAAUUGGCCCAACGCGCGGCCGAAAUGAAACAGGCUCAGAAACAGACCAGCCAAACCUCGGUGGACAGCACCACCGGCAUCGGAGCAACUGGCCAGGGAGCAACUGGCCAGGGACAAGGGACCACGGGCACCUACGAAGAUGUGUUCUUGACUCAACAAAAGAUACGCUACCCCUACAUGCACGGAUUUUUGGCCCUCACCCUAUCUUUUGGCCUCGUGGUGGCCAUGUAUUUGACUACGACACCCAGACAGCACUACUGA